AUGAAUAACGAGCAAUUCCGCCGCCUGGUCCUGGACCAACCCGGCAAAAGGGCCAGCAACAACAAUAAUAAUAACAACGUCGACAAAAAUGCGCAAACACCAAAUACCUCGCAGACUCGGUCAUCUCUCGGCUCUCGCAUGCGAUCCAGCAUUCCCAUGACACCGCGACAUGUCAGAGGUGGUGUCAGCAACACAAACGAAUUUGCGCGCCAACUCGCCGAACACCGUCGUGAAGGAGGAGAACAACAGCCGCCGGCGAAAAGAUUCAAGGCCUCUGCAGCACCGAAAGGCACAAAGUUUGCAAGCGGGUAUCAGGAUCGAACGGCUUUGCGGAGACAGCAGGAUGAUGAUGGUGCAGCGGGGAAACAAGAGGGCGUUGAGCAACGACUCAAAGCAUUAGAGGAAAUGCUCAAACUAGGACAAAUCGAUCAGCAGACGUUGGAUAAACUGAGGAAAGAGAUUGGUGUAGGCGGCGAUUUGAAGAGUACGCAUCUGGUCAAGGGGCUGGAUUGGGGUUUAUUGCGGAGAGCAAAGGCCGGGGAGGAUCUUUCGCAGAAGAUAGAGGAGGAAGAAGAAGAAGAAGAAGAAGACGCAGAAAAGAAAGAAGAGGAGGCUAUUGACCCGGGCGAUGUGGAUGAUGAGUUGGAUCGUGUUCUUGCAGAGAAAGAAGAUGGGAUCGCUCCCGCGCCAAAGGAGAAGAAAGUCAAGAAAGGGAAUCUUGCGAUGCCACCACCUCCUCCUUUGGGGAAAUUAUCGCGCGAUGAGAUUCUAAAACAGUUAAAAGCAAGCCGCGCAGCAGCAGCGACUCAACCGCCACCACCAGAGUCGACAUUAAGCACCAAAUUCAAAAAGAUCGAUAAAUCAGACAAGAAACGCUGGGUCGAGACUGAUCCUACCACCGGUCGUCGCAAAGAGAUUCUCGUCAUCACAGAUGCAGAAGGGAACACAAAACGAAAAACUCGUUGGCUCGACAAGGAGCCGCAGAAACCCACCAUUCCGAAAGUCGAUGAUAAUGGAUUAUUGUUGCCAGGCCAAGACGCGAAGCCAUUGGGUAUGGAAGUCCCCGCUGUGGUUGCGGCGAGGAUAGCGGCUGAAAAGGCGGCGGCGGAAGAGGCAGAGGACGAUGAUAUUUUUGCCGGGGUUGGGACGGAUUAUAAUCCUCUUGGGGAUUUGGAAGAAGAUGACGAUGAUUCUGAUUCUGAUGUCGAGGGGAAGAAGACGGAAGAGGAGAAAGAGGAUACAGCGGAUAUCAAGGCAGAAAAGACCAUGGCAUCAGCAACUACUACGGAGCCUUCUACGCAGCAGCAACCGAGAAGGAAUUACUUCAAAGACGUCAGCAAGACAGACGAAGACCUUGCGGGAGACGAACCUCGCACAAACCCGCUGACCAGUGAUCCCACUCUCAUGGCCGCAUUCAAGCGCGCCGCCGCACUCCGACAAGCUUCCUCCACACACAGAGAAGGAGAUGGAGACCAUGAUCCUGCCGCGGACAUUGAAGAAGGUGAAUUCGCCGACGAAGAUGACCCCGAGCGAGUCGCCCACCGCAAGAAAUUCCUCGAAGAAGCGCGUCGUCGCGAUGCGCUCGAUGCUCUCGAUCUCGAUUAUGGGUUUGGAAGUAGUCGAAUCGAGGAUGAGGAGGAUGAAGAAGGACCGACAUUCGAUGGUGACCAGCAGCGUGGUGGUAACAAACGGAAACGUGGGCCGAAGAAGAGGAAGGGUGAUAAAGAUUCUGCGACGGAUGUGUUACGGGUUAUGGAGGGACGCAAGAAGUCCUAG
Molecule: messenger RNA, 1776 nt
Organism: Talaromyces marneffei
Lineage: Eukaryota; Fungi; Ascomycota; Eurotiomycetes; Eurotiales; Trichocomaceae
Exons: 1
Coding region: 1-1776 (591 amino acids)
Biological process (GO): mRNA splicing, via spliceosome
Cellular component (GO): nucleus
Source: RefSeq, a predicted model, not a curated record